CACACAUUCGCCAGCUCCUUUGCCGUCCUCCGCACAGCAUCCUUCUCUUAUCUCCGGCAACAUGACGUGCAGGUUUGGAGGCUUUCUUGGGGUGAGUCUGCUGGUGAUUACUCUAGCUGCGUCUGCUCCCGUUGGGCCGGGCGGCCAACGCCCCAACCCCUUCCUGCAGGGCUUCGAUGACGCCAUCACCCCGUACCAGCAGACGAGUGGAGAGCAGGGCCAGAAGCUUGUGGGUCAACAGGGGCAACAGGACCAACAGGGACAACAGAGCCAGGAAAUUGAAGGUCAACAGGGACAACAGAGCCAGAACAACAAGGAGCUUGUGGGUGAACAGGGGCAUAAGAGCCAGAACAGCCAGGAGCUUUUGGGUCAACAGGGACAACAGAGUCAACAGGGUCAACAUAGCCAGAACAGCCAGGAGGUUGGAAGUCAACAGGAACAACAGAGUCAACAGGGACAACUGAACCAGAAUAACCAGGAGGUUGGAAGUCAACAGGAGCAACAGGGUCAACAGAGCCAGAGCAGCCAGGAGGUUAGAAGUCAACAGGAACAACAGGGACAACAGAGCCAGAAUAGCCAGGAGGAUGGAAGUCAACAGGAACAACAGGGACAACAGGAACAAGAGAGUCAGAACAGCCAGGAGGGUACUGGUCAACAGGAACAACAGGGACAACAAGAACAACAGAGUCAGGACAGCCAGGAGGGUACUGGUCAACAGGGACAACAGACCCAGAAUAUCCAGGAGGUUAUUGGUCAACAGAGCUGGUAAAGCCAGCGCAGUUUGGAUGUGAAUAGAGGUUGAGAACAGUUAAAGAGGAGCUGUCUUAUUUCUGGGCACUCUCCAUGCUGUUCUUCCUGUUGGAGACCCAAUUUGCAGCUCUGCUCCUUUGUUCUUCCUCUUGGAGACCCAACUAUAGGUUUAGGGCGCCUAAGGUGUUCACCUUCGCCUGUUGCGUCCAUCUUCUGAACACACGUUCCAGGGUUCGACUCCUGUUCCAUCUGAACACUGAUAGCAAUUUGGCUAAUGGGUAUUAUUUAUUUCACUUCAUUAUUUAUGCUUUUCUAAGUAGGUGAAAAUAUCCAAUGUUACAUUAGUAAACAGGAAGCUGUUUUAUGCUAAUUUGUACAAUGUUUUGGUUGUAAUAAAGAAGGAUGAUUAA
Molecule: messenger RNA, 1160 nt
Organism: Procambarus clarkii (red swamp crayfish)
Lineage: Eukaryota; Metazoa; Arthropoda; Malacostraca; Decapoda; Cambaridae
Source: RefSeq, a predicted model, not a curated record